Molecule: messenger RNA, 2718 nt
Organism: Histoplasma capsulatum G186AR
Lineage: Eukaryota; Fungi; Ascomycota; Eurotiomycetes; Onygenales; Ajellomycetaceae
Product: chitin synthase
Exons: 7
Coding region: 1-2718 (905 amino acids)
Cellular component (GO): cell periphery; cell septum
Molecular function (GO): chitin synthase activity
Source: RefSeq, a predicted model, not a curated record
AUGGCCUAUCCAGGCUCGAACUCUCCAGGGGGGUACGGCGAUGGCCAUCGACUCCAUGACCUCCCAUCUGGCAGCCAAUAUAAUCUUCCCGCCGAACACGAUGCCUCCCAAUCGCUCCUCCACCAAAACCAAGGCCCAUUCAGCGGCCCCUUUGAUGACCCCCAACACCACCACCGCGGUGGCUCUCCUGUCCGACCCCCCUCCAGAUACAGCCUGACAGAAUCCUACGUAACCGACCAUCCCCAAGCUCAAGAUCACUACGGCGGCCACAUGGAAAAUCCCGCCGCUGGCUUUGGUGUUCCCGGUCGGGUUCCGUCCCCCUAUACCCGCAGUGAGACCUCCUCCACGGAGGCCUGGCGUCAGCGACAGGCGCCCGGCAAUCUGCGCCGUUAUGCCACCAGGAAAGUCAAACUGGUCCAAGGCUCCGUUCUCAGUGUCGAUUAUCCCGUUCCCAGUGCUAUUCAGAAUGCCGUGCAGGCUAAAUACCGCAAUGAUCUCGAAGGUGGUAGUGAGGAAUUCACUCAUAUGCGAUACACCGCCGCUACCUGUGAUCCCAACGAGUUCACUCUGCACAACGGGUACAAUCUGCGCCCGGCGAUGUAUAACCGUCAUACCGAACUGCUGAUCGCUAUUACCUAUUACAAUGAAGACAAAAUGCUUACUUCGCGCACCCUGCACGGCGUAAUGCAAAAUAUCCGUGACAUUGUGAACCUCAAGAAGUCCGAAUUCUGGAACAAAGGUGGACCUGCUUGGCAGAAAAUCGUUGUCUGUCUGGUCUUCGAUGGAAUCGACCCUUGCGACAAAGACACCCUCGACGUGCUGGCCACAAUUGGAAUCUACCAGGAUGGCGUGAUGAAAAAAGAUGUCGAUGGAAAGGAAACCAUCGCCCACAUUUUUGAAUAUACAACCCAACUCUCAGUCACCGCAAAUCAGCAACUGAUCCGACCGCACGAUGAUGGCCCAUCGACGCUUCCCCCUGUGCAGAUGAUGUUCUGCUUGAAACAAAAGAACAGUAAGAAAAUCAACUCUCACAGAUGGCUGUUCAAUGCCUUUGGCCGAAUCCUCAACCCGGAAAUCUGCAUCUUGCUCGACGCGGGUACGAAGCCGGGUCAUAAAUCCCUCCUGGCACUGUGGGAAGCCUUCUAUAACGACAAAGAUCUGGGCGGCUCCUGCGGCGAAAUCCACGCUAUGUUGGGCAAAGGCUGGAAAAACCUCAUCAACCCUCUUGUUGCAGCGCAAAACUUCGAAUACAAAAUCAGUAACAUCCUGGACAAACCUCUGGAAUCCUCCUUCGGCUACGUCAGCGUGUUGCCCGGUGCCUUCUCUGCCUACCGCUUCCGUGCAAUCAUGGGCAGACCUCUCGAACAGUACUUCCACGGUGACCAUACACUCUCCAAACAACUCGGUCCCAAGGGUAUCGAGGGCAUGAAUAUUUUCAAGAAGAACAUGUUCUUGGCCGAGGAUCGGAUUCUGUGUUUCGAACUCGUGGCCAAGGCCGGGUCCAAAUGGCAUCUGUCCUACGUCAAGUCGUCCAAGGGCGAGACUGACGUGCCCGAGGGAGCCCCCGAAUUCAUCGGCCAGCGUCGUCGGUGGCUCAACGGCUCGUUCGCAGCUAGUAUCUACUCAUUGAUGCAUUUUGGCCGAAUGUAUAAGAGCGGUCAUAACCUUCUGCGAAUGUUCUUUUUCCAUAUUCAGAUGAUCUACAAUACGUGCACCGUUAUCAUGGCUUGGUUUGCGCUUGCUUCAUACUGGCUCACAACUUCCGUCAUCAUGGACCUCGUCGGAAGCCCUCCCGCUCCAGAAUCUGGCAGCACGCAGAGGGCAUUCCCAUUCGGCAAUACCGCGACUCCGAUUGUCAACACCGUUCUGAAGUACUUGUAUCUGGCCUUCCUGCUCUUGCAGUUUAUUUUGGCUUUGGGUAACCGGCCUAAAGGAUCUAAACACUCGUACAUCACCUCCUUCGUCGUAUUCGGCAUUAUCCAAUUGUACAUCAUCGUCUUAUCCAUGUACCUCGUCGUCCGCGCCUUCAGCGGUGGCACACUCGCCUUCGUAACAGACAAAGGUAUCGGCGAAUUCCUCAAAUCCUUCUUCAGUUCCGAAGGACCAGGAAUCAUCAUCAUCGCCCUCGCCGCCACCUUCGGCCUCUAUUUCGUCGCCUCCUUCAUGUACCUCGACCCCUGGCACAUGUUCACCUCCUUCCCGGCCUACCUCCUGAUCAUGUCCUCGUACAUCAACAUCCUGAUGGUCUACGCCUUCAGCAACUGGCACGAUGUGUCGUGGGGCACAAAGGGUGCGGACAAAGCCGACGCUCUGCCCUCUGCCCAAACGCAAAAGGAAGACGACGGCAAAGCUGCUGUGAUCGAGGAGAUCGACAAGCCGCAGGCGGAUAUCGACAGCCAGUUUGAAAGCACCGUGAAGCGGGCGCUGACGCCGUACGUGGAGCCAAAGGUGAAGGAGGGGAAGUCGCUGGAUGAUUCGUAUAAGAGUUUCCGCACGCGGUUGGUGACGCUGUGGCUGUUCUCGAAUGGCAUUCUUGCCGUGGCCAUUACUAGCGAGGAUGUGAACAAGUUUGGAUUCACUUCCCGAGCAACCAGCCGAACCACGCAUUUCUUCCAGGCUCUCCUGUGGGCGACCGCAGCGCUCUCCCUCAUCCGCUUCACCGGCGCAUGCUGGUUCCUUGGCCGGACGGGAAUUAUGUGCUGCUUCGCGAGAAGAUAG